AUGUCCAAGGACAUAUUACACCCUGUGAAAAUGAAGUAUUCCGCUGAUUCUCCGGUGAAGCAAUCUCCUUCAUUAAUGGAGAGACUUCGGACUGCCAUUUCUUUCUCUUCAGAGAAGUCUUUUAAUACUGUGAAACCAGUGAAGGUGCGCCUGAUCAAUGGCUGGCAAGACUUCACAUCUGAAAAAGUAAACAUACUGGUUUGCAAUUUCCUCUAUGACAGAAAUGCAGGAUAUCAUAAGCUGUUGAGAGAUCUCGAACAGAUGUCUGGUUUUCGUCGGGAGCAGAUUUUCUAUGUCACGCUAUGUACCUUCUGUGUGUUGUUUAUUCGUCAGAAUGCACUUCUAAUUGUGCACUCUCUAACUGUAUUACUGUUUCCGGCAGCAUGCACUCUAAUACUUCUGAGCAAUGGAGAGCCUGAAAAAUCUAGGUUUUGGCUACGUUACUGGGUAGUUUACGCACUAAUGACUACUCUCAGUAGAUUAUUAAGGAGAUCAAAUUAUGAAACCAGCGAUAUUUCUUGGAUGGAAGUAAUUUUCUCCAUUUUAUGUCUUAUUCCUGGAACUUUCCUGCUUGACUUCGUCUUCACUUUCAUCAUACCUCUAUUCAGCGCAGUUAUGAACAAGAUAGAAGAGUACAACUAUCACCUAGCUUGUUACUUGAAUUAA
Necator americanus (New World hookworm) is the source of this 666-nucleotide messenger RNA. RefSeq lists its product as uncharacterized. Bases 1 to 666 code for a protein of 221 amino acids. The transcript is spliced from 6 exons. The record is from RefSeq and is a predicted model, not a curated record. NCBI's taxonomy places the organism in Eukaryota, Metazoa, Nematoda, Chromadorea, Rhabditida, Ancylostomatidae.